AAAAGGGCCGGAGGCCGGGCGGCGGGAGCCGAGGCCCGCGGAGCGCCAGGCGCGCACGGAAUUCCGAGCGUCCAGAGCGUGCAGAGUCCCCGAGCCGCGAAGGGCGCAAGCAGCAGCCACGAUGUGCGGAAUCUUUGCGUACAUGAACUACAGAGUCCCCCGGACGAGGAAGGAGAUUUUUGAGACCCUCAUUAAGGGCCUACAGAGGCUCGAGUACAGAGGCUAUGACUCGGCAGGUGUGGCCAUCGAUGGACAUAAUAACGAAGUCAAAGAAAGACAUAUCCAGCUGGUCAAGAAAAGAGGGAACGUCAAGGCUCUUGAUGAGGAACUUUAUAAACAAGACAGCAUGGACUUAAAGGUGGAGUUUGAGACCCACUUUGGCAUUGCCCACACGCGCUGGGCCACCCAUGGGGUCCCCAACGCUGUCAACAGCCAUCCACAGCGCUCAGACAAAGGCAACGAAUUCGUGGUCAUCCAUAACGGGAUCAUCACAAAUUAUAAAGACCUGAGGAAGUUUCUGGAAAGCAAAGGCUACGAGUUUGAGUCAGAAACAGAUACUGAGACCAUUGCCAAGCUGAUUAAGUAUGUGUUUGACAACAGAGAAACUGAGGACAUUACAUUUUCAACACUGGUCGAAAGAGUCAUUCAGCAGCUGGAAGGUGCAUUCGCAUUGGUUUUCAAGAGUAUCCAGUACCCGGGAGAAGCCGUUGCCACCAGGAGAGGCAGUCCCCUGCUCAUUGGGGUGCGGAGCAAAUACAAACUCUCCACAGAACAGAUCCCCAUCUUGUAUAGGACACGCAAUUUUGAGAAUGUGAAGAAUAUCUGCAAAACGAGGAUGAAGAGGCUGGACAGCUCGACCUGCCUUCAUGCCGUUGGCGAUAAAGCUGUGGAAUUCUUCUUUGCUUCUGAUGCAAGCGCCAUCAUAGAACACACCAACCGGGUCAUCUUCCUCGAGGAUGACGACAUUGCCGCAGUGGCUGAUGGGAAACUCUCCAUUCAUCGGGUCAAGCGUUCGGCUAGUGACGACCCGUCUCGAGCCAUCCAGACCUUGCAGAUGGAACUGCAGCAAAUCAUGAAAGGUAACUUCAGUGCGUUUAUGCAGAAGGAGAUCUUCGAACAGCCAGAGUCUGUUUUCAACACCAUGAGAGGCCGGGUGAAUUUUGAGACCAACACAGUGCUCCUGGGCGGCCUGAAGGACCACCUGAAGGAGAUUCGGCGUUGCCGCCGGCUCAUCGUGAUUGGCUGUGGAACCAGUUACCACGCCGCCGUAGCUACACGGCAAGUUUUGGAGGAGCUGACGGAGCUCCCUGUGAUGGUUGAACUUGCGAGUGAUUUUCUGGACAGGAACACACCGGUGUUCAGGGAUGAUGUUUGCUUUUUCAUCAGCCAGUCAGGUGAGACUGCAGACACCCUCCUGGCGUUACGCUACUGUAAGGACCGCCGGGCCCUGACCGUGGGUGUCACCAACACCGUGGGCAGCUCCAUCUCUCGAGAGACCGACUGCGGUGUCCACAUCAAUGCGGGGCCAGAGAUCGGCGUGGCCAGCACCAAGGCUUACACAAGUCAGUUCAUCUCCCUGGUGAUGUUUGGUUUGAUGAUGUCCGAAGACCGAAUUUCACUGCAAAACAGAAGGCGAGAGAUCAUCUGUGGUUUACGGUCUUUACCUGGACUGAUCAAGGAAGUGCUGUCACUGGAUGAGAAGAUUCAUGACCUGGCCCUGGAGCUCUACACGCAGAGGUCACUCCUGGUCAUGGGACGGGGCUAUAACUACGCCACGUGCCUGGAAGGAGCCCUGAAAAUUAAAGAGAUAACCUACAUGCAUUCGGAAGGCAUCCUGGCUGGGGAGCUGAAGCACGGACCCUUGGCGCUGAUUGACAAGCAGAUGCCCGUCAUCAUGGUCAUCAUGAAGGACCCUUGCUUUGCCAAAUGCCAGAACGCCCUGCAGCAGGUCACAGCCCGCCAGGGUCGCCCGAUUAUACUGUGCUGCAGGGACGACACUGAGAGUUCCAAGUUCGCGUAUAAGACGAUCGAGCUGCCCCACACAGUGGACUGCCUCCAGGGCAUCCUGAGUGUGAUCCCGCUGCAGCUCCUGUCCUUUCAUCUGGCUGUUCUCCGAGGAUAUGAUGUCGACUUCCCCAGAAAUCUGGCCAAGUCUGUAACCGUGGAAUAAAGAACAAGGAAGAGCCUGAGGAGGCCGUUGCCACCUGUCGUGUGUGCUUCGAGGCCCGUCCCAGGGACACCCAAGUGGGAAGAACAGUGGGCAUUCUGUGUGUUCUGAGUAGAUCCCAGUAGAGCUUGACAGCUGCCAGGUGCCUUGUACCCAAGUGCUUCGCUUACAGCAGAUACUGUUUCUCUGUGUCCCGAAGUUGCCAGAGGAGAAAGGAAUCAUUGUUUACACAUGGGGAUCAGAGCGGACUUCUCCACUACUGUGCAAUAGAGACACAGCUCUCUUCAGAGGAACUGUGAACCUUUUUUUAACCAACACUAGUUAGUUUUAAAAGACAAAAUAUUUAUAAUGAUGAUUGUAUAGCUUUUAAGUUAUUUUUCUAGUAUGUGGCUUUCUAGAGCCAAGGUAACUCCCAGACCAUGUAUCCCCCAGCCUCCUGGCGGGGGGGGCAUUCAUCUCAGAUUUGAGCACAAGGCAUUGCCCCUCUGGACUCCUUUCUCCUUUCCUGUCCUCUCUGGGCUGCCCCUGAAUCCUGUCCCCUGACAUCAGGGAAGCCCCCCCCCGCUCCCCACCUUCCGAUGCCUCCUGUAAAUCCCUUCAAAAUCUCAAUGUCCUUCAACAGUUUCUUCUAUAAAUCUCUCCGAUUCUCCAACUUCGGUUAAAUCUGAUCAUGGCUCUUUUUAAGCCCAGGCAGCAUUUUGGUCCCUGCUCCUAUCUAUAGUAGAACAGCUUGAAAUAUCCCAUGCAAGAGAGUAGUUUCAAGUGGGCCACCUUGCCCUCUAUUUAAAAGCGUGCACAAUCAAAAUACUAUGCAAUUUUAAGACAAUAAAGACAGUACGAUUCUUUUCUG
This is a messenger RNA of Zalophus californianus (California sea lion), 3017 nucleotides long. It is a transcript of the gene GFPT2, whose product is annotated as glutamine-fructose-6-phosphate transaminase 2. Gene Ontology annotation, biological process: fructose 6-phosphate metabolic process; protein N-linked glycosylation; carbohydrate derivative biosynthetic process. Lineage: Eukaryota; Metazoa; Chordata; Mammalia; Carnivora; Otariidae. Gene Ontology annotation, molecular function: carbohydrate derivative binding; L-glutamine:D-fructose-6-phosphate transaminase (isomerizing) activity. Bases 122 to 2170 code for a protein of 682 amino acids. The record is from RefSeq and is a predicted model, not a curated record. The transcript is spliced from 19 exons.